UGUUACAGUACUUUAAUUGCUGAUCUUUCAUUCUUUGUAUCUGCAUAUUGUAUAAAGUGUGUAUACAUACAGUAUGCUACUGAUCAGUUGUACUGAAUAGGGCAACGCUUGAAAUCUAUUCUAAAGUUUCUUCAACAGACUGGUUUUACAAGGGUGACUGAUCCGUUUGUUCAAGCUGUCCUGAGUGAAAUUUGCUGAUGGUUAACAGACACUGUAUGACACCCAGUCAUGGAUGGACACAUAUCCAGAUUGCUGCUGAUAUUUAUUCUGUUGGUACUAUCAGGAUUUUUACUGCCUAUUCUCAGCAUGUUUAGGAACAUUGUAGGAUUUGAGCAGCUAAGUUUCAAAGUCCAGCAAGUACAGAGCAGUGUCCACACAGUCUUUAAGCCUCCUGAAACCUUGUGGCCACUGGACACAAACAACACUUACUGUACACGCUUUGGCCAGGAGCCCACAGCAGAAGAGGCCAAAGAAGAGAGAGAUCUGCUCAACUCCAUAGCAUGGCCAGGUCCCUUGGUGCAAGGCCUUCCUUUGGAGCUCAGCAGCGACCCUGCCAAAAGUUACUUUGUGAUCCAGGGCUCGUCAAAACAACGAUUAGGUGGUCAGCUUCUGGUCAGUGUCCAUGUGCAGAAUUUCUUGGGUCUGCCUAAGGAUCAUGGAGGAGAUUUCCUGAUAGCCCGGCUGCAUUCACCUGAGCUGGGUGCCGGUGUUGGAGGGAAAGUGCAUGACCACCAAAAUGGCACCUAUACAGUGCUGUUCCCACUGCUGUGGGCUGGUGUAGCAUGGGUGGAAAUCACCAUGGUGCACCCAAGUGAGGCUGUGGUGGUGCUAAAGAGAUUGCAGGAGGAGCAACCUGACAGAGUGUUUUUUAAAAGCCUGUUCAUCUCUGGUAACCUCUCAGAGACCACCGUGUGCAACCUGUGUCUGCCGCUCAACCAGAAACCACUCUGCAACUACACUGACCCUUUAACUGGAGAACCCUGGUACUGCUACAAGCCUGAAAAGCUUGGAUGUGACAAACGAAUAAAUCACUAUAUAGGGGGCUACAAGCAUGAUCUCAUAACUGAAUAUGAAGCAAAGUUCUUCCAGAGUGAUGUAAAUAUCAAAAUUCCUAUACUUGCAUCAGCGAUGGACAAAGUGAUUGUAUUGCCUGCAGAAAAAGGACAAGACAAAGUAAAAAAUAGUUACAUUCCUGCUGGCUACUACUUUCAUGAUACCUGGACGCCUUUGAAUGGUGCAGUUAUUCAGCAGUUUAAUGAUUCUUCAGCUAUAACACAUUGUCUUAGAGGGAAGGCUGUCUACAUGUUUGGAGACUCCACUGUACGGCAAUGGUUUGAGUACCUCGCUGAUGUUCCGAACCUCCAACAGUUAAUUCCUUAUCGUCCAAAAAAUCCGGGGCCGUUCAUGGCUGUGGACAAGAGGAACAACAUUCUGGUAAGCUACCGCUGCCAUGGGCCGCCGAUCCGCUUCAGACCAGUGCUUUCCUCUCAGCUACGCUAUGUAGCAAAUGAGCUAGACAAGAUCCAGGGUGGGCCAGACACAGUCGUUCUUGUGAGUGUGUGGGCUCACUUCAGCACCUACCCUGUUGAAAUAUAUAUACGGCGCCUCCGACACAUCCGCAGGGCUGUGGUACGGCUGCUGAACCGUGAGCCAGCUACGUUGGUGGUGAUCCGUACUGCCAACCUACAGAACAUGGACUCAAAGAGGAGCCUGUUCAACAAUGACUGGUUUUCUCUGCAGAGGGAUGUUGUGCUACGUGCCAUGUUCAGAGGACUCCGUGUGCAGCUGCUGGAUGCCUGGGAGAUGACGCUGGCCCACCACCUCUCACAUGAUAUGCACCCACCCCGUUCCAUCAUCAAAAACAUGAUUGAUCUGAUCCUCUCCCAUAUCUGUCCAGUUGGGAAAAUAUAGUGUGAAAAUAAUUUUG
Molecule: messenger RNA, 1927 nt
Organism: Neoarius graeffei (lesser salmon catfish)
Lineage: Eukaryota; Metazoa; Chordata; Actinopteri; Siluriformes; Ariidae
Product: NXPE family member 3-like
Exons: 6
Coding region: 229-1911 (560 amino acids)
Source: RefSeq, a predicted model, not a curated record